Stomoxys calcitrans (stable fly) is the source of this 2054-nucleotide messenger RNA. RefSeq names its product FGFR1 oncogene partner 2 homolog (gene Fgop2). NCBI's taxonomy places the organism in Eukaryota, Metazoa, Arthropoda, Insecta, Diptera, Muscidae. Bases 190 to 1233 code for a protein of 347 amino acids. The record is from RefSeq and is a predicted model, not a curated record. The transcript has a single exon.
ACUAGAGACUGGGCGAUAUGAACUGUCAUUUCGUGUAUCUUUUGUUCUCUUGAAAAAGUGGAUUCAAUUAAGUUUCAUUUAUAGUUUAAAAACAAAAUUGUCGAAAACAAGAUUGAUAGAAAAAGUAGAUACUGUAGAGCGAUCAUCGCAAUUGCAUAGGAAAAACGAUAUAACAAAAAUACUUAAAAUAUGGCCAUAACGGUUGGACAACUUAUUAUGGAUGCCCAGAGAAUGGCGAGUCGAGUAAAAGAAUUGGACGCCCUGAGUAGUGCCCUACUUGUGGAGGCCGAAGGUAAUAAUCGCUACGUUGAAAGUCUGCGCCAAUUUCAAGACGAAAUGGAUUCACUUAAUCGAAUUGCAAAUAAUAAGUCGAAUGUGGAGAUGGUUAAUCGCAUUCAGCAGCAGAAUGCCAACAGCUCUGAAAUACUCAAGGAAAACCGAGAGCUGAAGGUCUGUAUUGAGGAUUACGAAAGAGCUAUGGAUUUGAUCAUGCAGAAGUACAGAGAACACACCAGCAGCAAGGUUUUAGAAAGCAAAUUGAAUUUCAAGGAAGUUUACAAUGAAAAAUUGUGGAAAAUUAUUCGCGAGCAAAGGGAGAAGAUCAAUGAGAUGGCCGCUGUAAUGCAAAGAGCUGCUUCUAUUGACGACGACUGCGAUUUGGAGUUGAUUACACGAUUGCGAUUGGAAAAUAAGACGCUACGGGAAUUGCUGCAAAUAUCGAAACAAUUCGGAACAUAUAGCCGGCCCAUACGCAUAAAUGAACAUUUGUUGGAAGAAAAGGGCGUACAAACAGAAUAUGGAGCGGAUGACUCUGCCGAUGAACUUUCUCUAUCGGGAGCCUCAAUCGAGAAUGCAAAUAACAAUUCGGUUAUUCAAUUGGAUACAAGAUCGACGUCGCCAAAUUUGGCUAUACACGGCACAAAUACGGAAAAUUUGAAUACGGAUAAUGCGGCAUUGCUCAGUUCACAUCCGAUUGGGGAUGUAGGUGAAAAUAAUAAUGUGACACCUGCCAUAGACGCAGUGCAUUCAACGACUACAACAGUUGUCGUUGCUGCCACUGCCUCAACUGAGGAAAACAAAUUGUCAUCCACCACCAACGCUGUGGACCACAACAAUCCAAAUGCUUCUGCUGGCAUGGAAGCUAACACAAUCAACAAUGCUUCAAACACUAUUACUAAAACUCUGCCCUCUAAUUCGAAUACCAAUAGCGUAGCCGCAGCCAGUGCAACAUGAUGCUGUGUGACUUCUCGUUAAUUAAGAAACGAAAUGACAUUAAUUUUUGUCUACAUGAAGAUUGAGAAAUUGUUACACCAAACAUUAUUAUAUCCUUACCAAUACCUAUUUUUAUUUCCGUUGCGUUUACUAACAUCCUCACAUACUACUUUUCAACAUUGUAAAUUCAAUUAAACACAUUAAUUAGAAAAAAUAUUAAAAUAUUUUUAUACUUAAACUAGUUGUCUUUUAACAUGAAACCCAGCUCACAAACACCUCAUUGUCAUUUCUAUCGUCACAUCGCAAUCACGACCCACUAACAAAUUCUUCAUAUUUUAUACUCCACACAAGCACAUGUAUUUAACAUUACUUAUUACUCAACACCUACCUAAUAACAUACACAAAGUUCACAAAGAUAUAUUUAUCUAUUUAUUUAAAUUAAUUAAGAAAGAAACCGAACCGAACAAACUGAUAUCGACAUAUGUACUAGUACAUGUGUAUGAAUAAGUAACUAAAUCUGCUACGGAGAAUACUAACGCCUGAUCAGUACUGAUCUACUUUUUUGGCCCCCAAUCUCUCUUCUGUUCAAAUACACCAUUCUAAUAACAGGGAAUGUAAAUCUAAAUUCUGUUAACUACAUUCAAUGGUUAACGAUUAAUAAAUAACACCUAAAGCAUUACUUAUAUACCAAUAAAUAAAUAUAUGAACAUGUAGAGUUCAGUUAAUUUGCGAAGCAAAGACAACACAUAAACAUUCUAAUGUCACCCAUAUAACACUUGUAGAAUGUAUAUUAUAAUAAAACAAAAAAAUAGUUCAUAUAUGUAUGUAUACAAUAAACUGGA